This is a messenger RNA of Mesocricetus auratus (golden hamster), 3534 nucleotides long. RefSeq names its product transmembrane protein 263 (gene Tmem263). Lineage: Eukaryota; Metazoa; Chordata; Mammalia; Rodentia; Cricetidae. The transcript has 3 exons. The coding region runs from base 421 to 768 and encodes 115 amino acids. The record is from RefSeq and is a predicted model, not a curated record.
CAGACUCCCGGACCGAGCACACGCGGCUCGUAGGCUGGCCGCGGCUUCCACUCGGGACCGCGCUCGAUCGCCCCUCGCAGCUCGUGUGACGUUGGGGCUCUGCGGGGGCCAGGGUGUGCUGGGUGGACCGCGGAGGAAGGAGGUGCCCGAGUCAGCUCUAGCCGCUAGGGUCAUUUUCUGCCUCUCCUGCCACGUCACUCCCUCUGCUAAAGAAAAAAAGGCUUGUGCCUGAAGGAGCAAGGUGGAUCAGUGAGGGGGAGAAAGGGCUUCUGGGAAGAGUUAGAAACACCUAGACUGGGAAACGAAAUCUUACUUGAGUGUGUCUUUGGAAACAUUGUGGAUAUUUGUGUCUGCUAUUGGUUGGUGUUUAAAACUUCUACUAGUCGUUGCUCUCAAGGGCUAUCACGACAACAGGUGAUCAUGAAUCAGGCAGAUAAAAAUCAAGAAAUCCCGUCUUAUCUUAGUGAUGAACCACCAGAAGGGUCAAUGAAAGAUCAUCCACAGCAGCAGCCAGGCAUGUUGUCUCGUGUGACUGGAGGGAUCUUCAGUGUUACAAAGGGAGCUGUUGGCGCCACCAUUGGUGGUGUGGCUUGGAUUGGUGGAAAGAGCCUGGAGGUGACCAAAACAGCUGUUACAACUGUGCCUUCCAUGGGAAUAGGGCUGGUGAAAGGAGGCGUGUCUGCCGUGGCUGGAGGUGUGACAGCUGUUGGUUCUGCUGUUGUAAACAAAGUGCCCUUAUCAGGAAAGAAGAAAGACAAGUCUGACUAAGAGACGAGGUACACUUGCACACUUGCUCUCCACAGCACUUGAUGCCAGUGGCAUUGAAUUGCUCAAUUACAGACUACAGCCAAGUCAGCUAAACUGCUGUGUUGAAAGUAUUGAUGGCUGGCUUCGUCUAAAACAAGAAGAGACCAAUACUAUCCCAGUGUAUGGAGGCUUCUCAUACUUAAGUUCAGCUUUUUAUCUGGUAAAAUGUUACACUUACUCAGUUGUAACUGAAGAUAUGGUCUGUUUAAAUAUUUGCUGUAAGUCUUUCAGUUUGACUAAAAUGUGAAAGUUCAACUAAGUAGAUGACUUUACAGUUCCAUGUGUACAGUGUGCCAGGUGACUCAUGACCCUUACAAAGGGACUCCUGAACUACAUAAACUGUACCUUUGAUGUGCCUAAUAGUUUCAGGUGUCUUAGUUUUUUUUAUAACUAUAGUGGUUUAGGCCAAGAGGCAUUCUUAUUUAAGCUGACAGAAAAGUAGCAGGAAUUCAGAAGUUUAAAAGAUAAAUGGUUUUUAUGACACUGUUAAUUGUUUUUUCUUAGAUAAACAUCCUGUUUGUUUAAUCAUUGAUGCCUUACAAAAGAAAACAUCUUUUCUAAUACCUUAAAUUUGUGCAGUUCUUAUAAUUAUCAGUGAAUUCUUUUAAAGGUUGUUAAACUAGUUUUCCCUCUUAAGAAUCUCAGGAGUGUUGAGGUAAAGGCGUUUCCUGAUGUCAGUGGGUAAGAGAGUGCUUGUUAGCUGUUGUCAGUAGUUCGCAUCAAACAUAUGCUUCAGUUGGGUUCAUGGUUCCAUCAGUAAUACGCCCCACAGUGCCUAUGGAACAUUUCUUAGCUGACCAAAAGCUGUGUGGGAAUAGUUUUAGAUUAAGAAAGAACAAGCAUUAGUUUUUAAGUUAUUAUAAUUAUCUGAAGCAUCUUAAGAUAAUCCUUCAUGCAUAUUCUGUCUUUAGGAUGUCCUAAAUUAUCAGUAGCAAUUUCUGUAAAAGUAUAAUACAAGCAACCACAAAUAUAUGAGGAUUGACUCUUCAGAUGAAUGAGAUGGGCUCCAUACAUCCAUACAUUGGCUUUGAAUAAAAAAUACAUAAGUGCUUUCAAUGACUUAUGUAGGGUUUUUUUGUUUGUUUGUUUGUUUUUGUUUUUUUGCUUGUUUUUGUUUUUGUUUUUAAGAUGGGAUUGAUCUCCUGUAGCCUAGGCAGGUUUUGAACUGGAUAUGUAGCUGAGGAAAACCUGGAGCUCCUAAUCCUUUUGCCUUCAUUCCCCAAGUUCUGGGAUUACAAGCAUGCAUGAGACACCAUGGUGUCUCAUGCGUGGUUUAUGUGAUGCUGGGGAUGGAACCCAGGGCUGCAUGCAUGCUAGGCAAGGGUUGUACCAGUUGAGCUGCAUCUGCAGUCAAACUUACUUAUGCUUUAAAAUAUGUUCUCUUACAACCCUUUAAAGCAGAUGUAGACAUUCUAUUUUUCAAGCCAGUUUCAGGUAGUGUGUUGUCUUAAUGUGUCAUCAUAGCUCAUUCAUUCUCAUAGAACGUAACUCAAAAGUCCAUUUCUUUUUGUUUCAGUGUUCAGUUUCAUGAAAAUUUAAUAACUGAAAUAUAUAUUUGGCAUUUAUUUUAUAAUCUAAGCCUGGGGGGAAAAGAUCUUAAUUUUCUUUAUGCCUAAAACUAGAAAUCUGUCUCUAUUCUGCCCGUUCAAACUCCCUGGAGAGAGGAUGGGAGUGGUGCCUUGACAUAGAUAAGUCAAAAUGUUGUGCCCCUGAGAAGGUGAGACCAUCACCCUAACAUGUAGAUUUGAAUGUUUGUAACUCUUAUGAGAACCCUGUUAGUAGUGUGGAUCAACAACUGCAUAAAACAUACAUUUCACAGCAUUCAUAAAUAACAGCAGGACUUCCAAGCAAGUCUAUAAAUGUUCUUGGACCUUUAUGCUUGCUUACACAAGACUUAAAAUCAUUGAGUUAAAUUCAGAAGGAAUUAAAAGGCCGUUUAGUUCAUGAGACAUAAUUUAAGAGACAUUUGUUGGUACAUCUGGUGAAAUGUCUUAACAAAUGGUCUUUUUUUUAAAUUCCAAAAUUAAAUAGACCCAUUCUCAGUGAUCUGAAUAAUGGUUUUGGAGAACUUGAUUCCUGCUAUUUAGAAAGGAUUGAUUCAUUGCUAGUUUGUAUUCCUAACUUACAGGCUGUGCUUUGUACUUGAAUUCGUCUGAGUGUAGACUUAGUUUAUGUGUGCUUGCAUAUUUAUUUUCAACUUUGCUUGUCUUUAAAAUCACUUGAGGAAGUGGCUAUAAUUAAUUUCUGCUACAGAAAAGCCACCUGGUAAAUUUUCUCAGUUGUCUUAAAUGCUAAGUACAAUUUUGUUCAGAAGGCUUUUUUCAACAAUAGCGGAGAACUGUACAGAUGUAUGGUUAGCUGUAGUUCUAACUGAAGGGAACUUGCCAUUUGAUGAUGUAUACAGCUAUAUACUUGAGUCUCUUCCAGUUUAUUUCCGUAGACUAGCAAUUUGACCUGUUAAACAGGACUAGUUCACUUCAGAAACUAUGGUUGUUGUAUACACCUGGGAGCAUCUGUUAUUCAGCUCCUCUUUUGAGUGAGUUUUGGCACAGUGAGGAUGAAUUUGUGUGAUCCACUUGAAUAACUGAUCUAAUAAUGUUGACAUAUGAAUACUGUAUCUAGUGAAAUGUCAGAUGAAAACAGCUGAUUGAAUAAUGCGGGUUUUUUUGUAUUAAAGGGAUGGGAAAGAACACACAAAUCUGAUAAUAAAGGACUGUGAUCUGCAAA